AUGCCGUGCUUAAUUGUAUUGCCCGCUGCCCUUAGCGCCCUUUUCUUUUUCGUUGGUGGAAUCACCGCUUUUGUUAGGAAGCAUUCCAAGCGUUCUUUACUCCUUUCUAGCGUAGUUUCCGCCGCUUUUGCUGCUGCUUCAUACCUUUUGGUUGUCAAGCCACAUGAAUAUGUCGGUUUCUGUGUCGCUUUGGGCGUAUCUCUCUUUGCCUUCUUGCUUGGCUCAUGUAUGCUUUAUAUUUCCACUGGUGAAAACUUGUUGAGGAAACGCGUGGCUUGCCUCGUCUUCUCAUUCGGACUCUUUUCAUCCGGUUUCUACUAUGCCUUUAUCCUUAGCAAGGUGUACGCACUCCCAACCUCCGUUGUCUACACCAAGAUAGCCGCCGAGUAG
Messenger RNA from Theileria equi strain WA, 390 nucleotides. RefSeq lists its product as uncharacterized. Lineage: Eukaryota; Apicomplexa; Aconoidasida; Piroplasmida; Theileriidae. The record is from RefSeq and is a predicted model, not a curated record. Gene Ontology annotation, cellular component: membrane. The transcript has 3 exons. The coding region runs from base 1 to 390 and encodes 129 amino acids.